Molecule: messenger RNA, 868 nt
Organism: Cryptococcus amylolentus CBS 6039
Lineage: Eukaryota; Fungi; Basidiomycota; Tremellomycetes; Tremellales; Cryptococcaceae
Exons: 3
Coding region: 25-366 (113 amino acids)
Source: RefSeq, a predicted model, not a curated record
UUCCAAACUACUGAAUAUCCAAUUAUGGCCGUCCAAGAACACAAAGCCGAGGCUUCAGCCUCAGCCCAGCCUUCCUCUUCAUCUACCCGCGCCCCUGCCGCGGUCGACAAAAAGGCCAGCUCUGCUCAACCCGCCAAGCUUCUCAAGAACGCCCGUCUCCCCGCCACCAUGAUUACGGCUGCAGGCUCUAUUCAAGCUUCACAAAAGAACAAAGCCAACAAGGGCCAGGUGUCGAAGAAGAAGAAGGCCAGGACGGAGAAAGGCAAGGACAGAGCAGUGGAGCUUAGUUCAAGGUUGGAAGAGAAAGUUAGGGGAAGAGAGGAUAGGAAGGCUAAGAGACAAAGGGCGAAGAAGGCUUGGGAAUGAAUGGCUGGCGGAGAGUUUUGGGGUGUAGCAAACGAUCGGGCAGGUAUAAUACAUCGACAUCUUGUACAAAAGCUUGUAUACAUGUAUGAUUCAAAAUAUUCGCGCUGGUUGAUGGGGUGACCUAUGAUGAGCAGUCCUAUCGUUGUAAUGACCAGGUGUACGAGUACCGUAUCUCAUCAUGUCUCCGGGAGUAGCAAGCUGGGUCAUGCGUGCGGGUAAGACAUCGUAGAAGGCAGAAGCUCGUCAGUCAAUAAGAGCAAGCCUACUGCACAGUGGUCACAUUCCGUUAUAUGGCUCAAUUUUGCAAAUGUCCCUCAAGUUUGUUUUCAGGCCAUUGUCGAAGUUUAACCCAGUCUGGGCGAAGACAGAAGCAACGUUUGCGCCUCCCUAGACAGCCUUUGUCGCACCUCUCGCCCGUUCCCGCACGCUCUAUCCCGCAUCAUCCUUGUAAUGCCUUGCAACCCAGAACCAUGACCCAUUGUUUUUUUUGGAAUAGUCUCAU